UCUCGCUUCUUCAGGCAACUUUCUCAGUUCAGCUACAUCUUCAGAAUAAAGAGAAGAGACAUUUGGCACCAGACAGAAUGCCUUUGGGAGGAGGGAACAAAUGCGGCUGCUGCCAGAAAACGGUAUACUUCGCAGAGGAAGUGCAGUGUGAGGGGAAGAGUUGGCAUAAAUCCUGCUUUCUGUGCAUGGUCUGUAAGAAGAAUUUGGACAGCACCACAGUGGCUGUCCAUGUGGAUGAGAUCUAUUGCAAAUCCUGCUACGGCAAGAAAUAUGGACCAAAAGGUUAUGGCUUUGGAGGUGGAGCAGGGACCUUGAGUAUGGACACUGGUGAGGGGCUGGGAAUCAAGCCGGAAGAACAAGCUCCUCAUCGCCCGACAAAUAACCCCAAUGCCUCCAAAUUUGCCCAGAAAGCAGCUGGCUCAGAUGUAUGUCCUCGAUGUGGAAAAACGGUGUAUGCUGCUGAGAAGGUUAUCGGUGGAGGCAAUUCUUGGCACAAGGGAUGCUUUCGAUGUGCCAAGUGUGGUAAAGGCCUGGAGUCCACAACACUAGCAGACAGAGAUGGAGAGAUCUACUGUAAAGGUUGUUACGCUAAGAGCUUUGGACCAAAGGGCUUUGGGUUUGGGCAGGGGGCAGGUGCUCUGGCUCACUCUCAGUGAAGUCUGAUGUUACAGCUCACCUUCAGCCCAUAUCUGCUCUGUGCUCUCCACUGGUGGCCAUCAGACCAGCCCAGCCUGCCCCUCA
This is a messenger RNA of Periophthalmus magnuspinnatus, 741 nucleotides long. It is a transcript of the gene csrp1b, whose product is annotated as cysteine and glycine-rich protein 1b. The record is from RefSeq and is a predicted model, not a curated record. Gene Ontology annotation, biological process: sarcomere organization; muscle tissue development. Gene Ontology annotation, cellular component: cytoplasm; nucleus; Z disc. NCBI's taxonomy places the organism in Eukaryota, Metazoa, Chordata, Actinopteri, Gobiiformes, Gobiidae. The transcript has 6 exons. Gene Ontology annotation, molecular function: structural constituent of muscle; actinin binding. Bases 78 to 656 code for a protein of 192 amino acids.